Rhinichthys klamathensis goyatoka is the source of this 2745-nucleotide messenger RNA. It is a transcript of the gene syn2b, whose product is annotated as synapsin IIb. The transcript is spliced from 13 exons. Lineage: Eukaryota; Metazoa; Chordata; Actinopteri; Cypriniformes; Leuciscidae. The coding region runs from base 171 to 2243 and encodes 690 amino acids. Gene Ontology annotation, cellular component: synaptic vesicle; synaptic vesicle membrane. Gene Ontology annotation, molecular function: ATP binding. The record is from RefSeq and is a predicted model, not a curated record. Gene Ontology annotation, biological process: neurotransmitter secretion.
AGAGAGCGAGGGAGGGAGAGCGUGUGAGAGGAGGAGAACGAGGGAGAGCGAGAGACACAGGCACAGUGUGAGCAUCUCUUCCUGGCAUUCGAGCUGUCAGUGUAGGAAGAGCAACAUCAACACACACACACACACACACAUCUGAUCUGAGCGUUUAACCGUCACCAGCCAUGAACUUCCUCCGCCGUCGUCUCUCCGACAGCAGCUUCAUCGCGAACCUUCCCAACGGAUACAUGUCGGACCUCCAGCGGCCCGAUCCUCCUCCUCCUCCUCCUCCCAGCGGCCCGACCCCGACUCCAUCAGCCCAAUCCCCCCCCGCGCCCCAACCGGCCCAGUCCAGCGGCCCCACCGGCUCCACCGGCACCACCGGCUCCACCGGCACCACCGGCUCCGGCUUCUUCAGCUCCAUCACCAACGCCGUCAAGCAGACCGCGGCGUCGGCGGGACUCGUGGAGCAAAGCCCGUCCACGGCGUCCCGCAGGUUCAGGAUCCUCCUUGUCAUCGACGAGCCGCAGCACGACUGGGCAAAGAUUUUUCGUGGGAAGAAGGUCCAGGGAGAUUAUGACGUCAAAGUUGAACAGGCCGAGUUCUCCGAGCUCAACCUCGUGGCUCAUGCGAACGGCACAUGCAGUGUCGACAUGCAGGUCAUCAGGAACGGGACCAGAGUGGUUCGGUCCUUCAAGCCUGAUUUCGUCCUGGUCAGACAGCACGCGUACAGCAUGGCUCAGAACGAAGACUUCAGGAACAUGAUCAUCGGAUUACAGUACGCCGGGAUCCCGAGCGUCAACUCACUCGAGUCCAUCUACAACCUCUGUGACAAACCGUGGGCUUUCGCUCAGCUGAUCAGCACCUACAAUAAACUGGGAGCGGAUAAAUUCCCUCUCGUUGAUCAGACGUUCUACUCGAACUACAGGGACAUGAUCUCUAUGCCAACAUUCCCUGUGGUGGUGAAGAUCGGACAUGCCCAUUCUGGGAUGGGGAAGGUGAAAGUUGACAAUCACAGUGACUUCCAGGACAUCGCAAGUGUCGUGGCCAUCACUCAGACAUACACAACCACUGAGCCUUUCAUCCACGCCAAAUAUGACAUCAGGGUCCAGAAGAUCGGCUCGGACUACAAAGCCUACAUGAGAACAUCUAUCUCUGGCAACUGGAAGUCAAACACUGGCUCUGCCAUGCUGGAGCAAGUGGCCAUGACUGACAAAUAUAAGCUGUGGGUGGACGCCUGUGCCGAUGUCUUCGGAGGUCUGGACAUCUGUGCUGUUAAAGCCAUACAUGGGAAAGACGGGAAGGAUUAUAUCACUGAGGUGGUGGGCUCUUCGAUGCAGCUCAUUGGUGAACACCAGCCUGAGGACCGUCAGCUGAUCUCCGCCAUCGUUCUGGCCAAGAUGAACCAGGAACCCAGUCGCUCGAGCUCUCGUUCUCCACACACACCUGCGACCACUGCACAACCUGCACACAGCGCUGCCUUAAAAGAAAGCCUGACUGACCCCAACAAGACCCUCGGCCAGCGUCCUCCUCCACAAGGGGGGGCAGUGAAACCCCAAGAACCACAGCCUAAGAGUCAAGAGCCUACACCUGAGCCAGUCCCUGCCCAGGAACCAGUGCCCAAACCAGGCCCUGCCCCAACUCUACCCCCCACCACCCAGCAGCCCAAACCCCAGGCUCAAGCAGCACCAGAACCCAGUCCAGGGAAGCCAACCGAACUGCCCCCAAAACCACUACCCCCCAAACCCCUUCCCCCAAAACCAGUGCCCCCAGUUCGGAGGAACUCCAAGCCUCAGAUCCAGCCGAAGCCCCAAACCCCACCUCCCACCAAGGCCAUCCCAAAACCCGCAGAUCCGAGUCCUGGUCAGACCCAGCCAGAUCAAGAGCAAUCCCCAGCCAAGGUUCCCAUUAAACCCCCUUCACCAGCUAAACCCCAGCUCCAGCCUAAACCAGUGCUCAGAGAGCAAGUCCGACCUCCAUCUGAAGCACCAUCAGCCCCAGUUAGAGCGACUCCUUCCCAGUCUCCUGCUCCUGUUCCCACUCCGCCCCCGGAACAACCCACCCAAUCCCAGCCUCCUGUGGAGGAUCAGCCUGAAGCCCAGCAGAAGUCAACCCAUCCUCUCUUGAACAAAUCCCAGUCUUUGACAAAUGCCUUCAACGCCUUUGGCGACACCUUCCGCUCCAGCAACGAGGACGAAACUAAGGCGGAGACCAUCCGAAACUUGCGAAAGUCUUUCGCCAGCCUGUUCUCUGACUAACAACACAAUGCUUGACAAAAUGGUGGCCAGGGACUCGAUGACAGAAACUCAUCCUGGCCUGAGGUUAACUCCAUGUAGCUUGUACAUUUAACCCCUCCUCCCAACUCUGCUGUAAUUAUCCGAGUGUUACUAACGAAGGUUAGCGUGAUGUUCAGUGUUGGCGUCUACAUUUUGGAGUCGAAACACUGGGAUGUAUAUGAGGAGGGAUGGAUCUAAAGCGAUCAGUUACAGGAGGCCGGAGAAUGCCGAAGUCGUCUAUAACCCUCGAUGUUCUAGCUGUAUCGUGAAAGUGUGUUUUCUUUACCCAGAGACAAAUAUUUGUGACUAGUUUCCCUUGUUUAUCCCCUCUAGUGUGUGUGUGUGUGUGUAACAAGUUGGUGUGUUGUAAGCAUUAGCCAGUAAGACAUUAGUUCAACAGGUAACACUUUAUAAUAAGGUUCAUUAGUUAACAUUAGUAUUAACAAACAUGAACUAACCAUUAGCAAUACAUUUGUUACAGUAU